Symbiodinium natans is the source of this 5157-nucleotide messenger RNA. Lineage: Eukaryota; Dinophyceae; Suessiales; Symbiodiniaceae. The record is from the annotation of a GenBank genome assembly.
AUGGCGAGCCUUGCCCUUCAAGCAAAUGGUGACGAGGCGCGCUACUGGGGCCUUGCAGCCACAGAGGCUUCCGCGAACGGCUACUAUGAGCCAUUGCCUCAAGCGCCUUUCUACUUGGACUUCUUCGAGUCAGCAGAUGGCACUGGGGAGGCCUUGCCAGCGGACGAGGUUUAUGUUCAGGGCCUCAUCAGCCCUGGCGUCAAGAUCGAGCAGAGCAAUCGAGGGCGACACUUCCUUCAGUACAAGCCAAAUCAGCAGAACUGGGGCGUGUCUUGGACGGAGCAUCAAGUGCCACUGAUCUACCGGGACCUCGGCAGUGAGAAGGUCAUCCGCUCAGCAAGACAUGGGGCGCGGCCGAACCACGUGCCCCAGGAGGCCCUGAUCGUUGCCAGCAACGAUGGCAUCGUUUGGUACGCGAGGUUCCGGGCAACCGGUGACUCAGCCCGCGAGCUCAUCAACCAGCCAGUGCAAUGCAAGGACCCACUCUUCGUGCCUGAGCCCGAAGAAGGCUCCGAAGACGAGGUCCUGCCCAUGCGGAAACACGCCCUGUGGGUUGGUGGAGAUUCGGUGAAGAGCUUCUGGGGCAGGAACCCAUUUGAGGCAAGGCUCAACAAAUCUCUCGUCGAUGGAAAGUGGCACAGCAUCAUGUCAACGUUUGACGGCGUGACGCAGAAACUCUGGGUGGACCACACUCUGCUGGCAAUGAAGGGUGCCAAGAACUUCCUCAGCAUUCUCCAGACCUCCAACUUCUGCGUUGGCUCCCGCGAGGAUGGCGAGGAAGCUUUCCCUGGAGAGCUGCGGAACCUCCAGAUCUUCGCAGAAGCCAAAACGCCAGGCUCUGUUCAGGCCGAUAUGAAUUUGGCGCUGGUAGGGACGAGCAGCAUGAGCUCCACGCUGAACGUCGGAACCGAAGGCGCCCUCAACGAUGGCUCCUUAGAGUCUCGGGCCAUCUCUGUUGACGAGAAGAAUCCCUGGGUGCAGGUGGAUCUGGGCAGUCCCAUGCCCAUUGGCAGAAUCCAGCUCGAGAAUGUGGAUGUGGACCAGUGCGCAUCCAGGCUCUUCCUUGGUACAGAGUGCAGCUGGGACUAUGACAUUGGCAACUAUUCUGCUGCGGACCAGGGCGCAAACAUUGGCAUUAGUCUGACGCCCUGUGAAGGCGACGUUUGCGGCGGGGUCAUCUGCACCCGGAUCACGGGCAGCAACCGCAAUGGCACCGGGCAAACUUAUGCUGGAAACUGCCAGGGCCGCCACGGACGGUAUGUCUACGUCCAGCUUCCUGGGGCAAGUCGCAUUCUUGACCUGCGAGAGCUCCGCAUCUUCAAGGCGGCCAGCGCAGCCAGCGUCGGCGAGACGGUCCUCUGCGCGGAUGGCAGUACCUCCUGCUCAGGAGAUGUUUGCUGCCCAGGCUUCGAGGCCACUGGCUUCAAGAGUUAUCCGUGCCCUUCGGCCCACGACACCUUCAUGACGUGCCAGAUCAAGACGAAGGUUACCAAUGCCUUGGCCAACGUGUCACGUCAAGAGUCUGACGACCAACUAGAGGAGAACCUCACACUGAACGCCACCGUGGCUGCGGCACCUGAAGGCAAACGUGUCUUCGUGCCCAUGGAUGGCGGCGUGGGCCGCGCUUGCCGCGGAGCACACCCGCAAGACUGGCGAGGCUCUUACGUGGUAAAGCAUCGUGGACGCAGCCUGGAAAUGUGCAAGCUCAUCUGCAGGAGUCAUCCGCUUUGCCAGGGCAUUGAAUACAACGACGACUGCGAGAUGUGGGUUCGUGCAGAGGGCAUCGGCGCUUCGGUGGCUUACGAGGGCCAAGCUCGCUUCUCCACGUGCCUGCGCUUAGUCCCGCAGGACCUGGCCCCCGAGACCCGCUUCACCAGCCAGCAGGGCCGCAAGUGCCGAAAGAAGCCAUACACCAUGGACCAAGCCGCUGGAUGCAACGGCUGGAAAGGUUUGACAAUCGAAGGCUGCAAGGAGAAGUGUCGCAUGAACAGCAUCGCAGAGAAGUGCCCAGCGAAGCUUUGCGCAGCUGCCGUCUUCUUCACGAGCUCUGGCUUUUGCCACCUCUACGAUGACUGCGAGGAAACAGAGCCAGACCGGAGCGCCUUGCUACUCCAGCGGGAGGUGACGGCAUUGCAGGCAUGGCCUGGCCUCGUCGCAAAGGGCGAGGAAGUCAACCUGAAUCCUGGCAUGUUCGACUUCGGCGCGGGUCCUCAGUCGUUCAGCAUCCUUGUCGGGCUUUCGAACGUCAAGCUGAAGAAGAUUCAAGGUGAAGUGCAGGGCCCCAUCCUGAGCAAAUUGAGCACAGGACGAGGCCAAAGAUACUGGUCGGAUGCCCGUGGGUGGGAGUUCGGCGUCAUCUACGACAAGAAGUGCCGAUGUCGAUUGCUGCGCUUCGUUUUCCGCACAGCCUCCGGUCACACGUUCUUCGGCUAUGGCACAACUCCUCUAACCGGGGCCGAGGUGGAAGUUGCCAUGUCUUUCGACGCCAAGGAUUUCAAGAUCACCAUGUGGGUCAAUGGCAAAGAGGAGAAGGUGGGGCAGCGGCCGCAGUGGUAUCGCAACCGCUUCGCCGGCGACUUCUCAUCUCGCGCGAAGCUGACGAUCGGACGUCGAAGCGGUGGCUCCUGGCUCUUCGAGGGUCCCUUGGAGUUUGUCACGGCGUGGGGCAGAAGGGAAAGCCAGCUAUUCAAUGCGGUUCUGUACCGUGGGGUGCUGGAGGACAAGGACUUCGCUGGCGUGGAGGUGACGGCUCUGAAGCGCCAGUUUGUGGGAGUUGGCAAGACGCUGAACGACGACUGGAUCCAGGUGAGGUCGUCCCUACUUGAGAGAUCGAAGGCGGGGGGGAGAAGGGCAGCGGGAAACUGGAGCGAGGCCGUGCCCUGCAAGGGUUGCAGCCGCUAUACCCAGCACCGUGUUGGGGGAGUGUGCCAGUACGACAAGUCCAAGAGCGUGUGUGCCGUGUGCAUGCCGCCAGACGAAGGAGUCUUCAAUUGUCAGUGUGGCCGGCGCUUUCCGCACACCUGCGUCCCAUGUGGGAAAGAAGACCUGUGCUCGUCGCUGGCCAACGAGCCUCCUCUGGAACUCGGGCGCGCCACGAUGCAUGGUGUCAGCUUCCACCUGACCUGUCAAUCCUCUGGGACUGUGCGUCUCCAGGCACAGGUGGUGGCGCCCUACGGUGGUUCCGAUGUGUUCUAUCUUUCCAUGGGAGGCUGCCCAUCGUGGAGGUGGUUUCUGCAUUCCGGCUGGGGCACAAACUGCGCUGAGGAUGACAGCUGUGCCUACCAAGACGAGCCUCGCUGGAGCACGGAGUCGGAGCCGUGCAAGCUACGCGAGGGCAAGCACUUUGUCACCUUCCGGCCAUCGCAUCCGGGUGAUCUCAAGUUGACGAGGCUGCGGCUGUCAAGUGGCUCAGACUUUUGCUCGUUUGAGCCGCUCCCCCCCGAGACCACCACAACCACGACGACCUACACAUCGCCGCCGUACUUGCAAGGCGCCUGCCCGUCCGAAGCAGAAGACGCCACGGAUUUCAACAAUUGCCCUUUCCGAUACUAUGUCAUGGAAGUUCUUUCUACUGCUGGGGAUGAGGCAGCGUGGAAGAUCGGCGAGUUGCGGCUCUACUACCUCAAUGCCAGAGGGCGGCUCCAGAAGUUUCCAAGCUCAGAUGUGCGCGCAGAGCUCAUCCAGGACGAUGCAGAGACACGAGGCUGCGAAGCAAGCAAUGCUUCCAAUGCCUUUGACUUGUCCGUCUUCAGUGGCCUCUGCUCGCCGAACAGGAUGAUCAAGCUGAGAUUAGACCUGGGCCGGGGAGUGGCAAUCACGAAGUACACAGUGGUCCGGCAGAAGCUCUGGGGGUCUGUGGACGGAGCAACAGCGAGCGACAUGACGUCGCUUUCCACGGCGGUGAAGCUCAGCGAUGUGUCCGAGGCGCACUUUCCAUCGGCCCGCUGGAUGUGCGAUCCUCCGUGGAGUUUGCCGCGGAAGCGAGGCUACCACUGCAUGGCAACAACCACGACCACGACCACAGAGCAGGUGGAGGUGAUGACCUCGACUACGACGACCACCACCCCUAUGGUCAAGAAAGAUCGGUGCUUCUACAGAUAUUAUGCGCUACAAGUUCUGCAGGCCAAUGACGAGAAGGCAGCAACGUGGCAAUUGGCAGAGGUUGAGCUCAGACAGAAUGGCAAGGCCUUGCUGUUGCCAAAGUCACGCGGGUCAGCGUGGUUUGUCCACGGUCGGGCGUCGAGGCCUUCACCUGAUCUACUUGAUGGCACGGAAGCAUUCAACGUCCUGGACGGAAAUCUGGCAACAGUGGCGCAGCCGGAUGGUGGGUUCUCCGCAAACUACACUUCUCUGCAGCUAGCACUCGGACAGCGUGUUCGCGUGGCGCGAAGUAGUUCCACUUUCGACUAUGCGGCACCACAUUUCUGCAUGGACAACGACGAGGACACCCGCUGCAGCACUGCCUGGAACGGAGGUUCGGGCGAGCUGAACCCGUGGUGGCAGGUGGACCUUGGGAUCCGCGAGGCUGUGGAGAUUGUUGCGCUGCUCAGCCAUCCUGAUGGUUGUGAAGCGCGCUAUGGCGUGGACGUUGGAGACCUGUGCACACCCACGGGUGCCGUCGUUAGCAUCAGUGACGUGUCUUGUGCAGGCCACACUUGCCCUGGCGAGCCAUGUGGAAAGUUAGAGGUCAAAGGCAAGGACAACUGGUACUAUGUCUCCUGCGAGGGCAAGGUGGGCCGGUACGUCCAGGUGCAGCUUAAGGGCCAGAGGGUCCUCAACUUCCGCGAGUUCCGCCUCCUGGACAAGGACAUGCUCACUGAUGUGGACUUGCCGCAGCCCUCACAGAAGUCGGCCAUGGACUACUUUGUCCGAGCGGAUCGCAAUGGUUACUAUGACACGCGUUGUCAUGAGAACCUCGCCAGCACCAUCCGCGGCUCCAGCAAAGAGAAGCUGGAGGAGUGUGCACAAGCAUGCCUCAACCAUGGAGACUGCGGAGGCUUCUCUGACUACAGCGGCAUGGCCUGCGUCGCGGGCCGAGAUUCGCUCUGCAUCAUAGUGCAACAAAACAACAUCUCAAACAGGCCUGUCAGCAAGCUAACGCAGUUCCCCCCAAUUUCUCUGAGUGCUCUCAGUGAUGCCGGGAAUAUUCACAGGUAA